UAAAACCGAGGUCCUACUGUAAGUGACUCUGAAGCAGCAGUUGUGAUGCAUAGUUCAUCCCCUAGUCUCUGUAAGUCGCUUUGGAUAAAAACGUCUGCUAAAAGAGUAAUUCAUAACUAUCUGCAUGUUUAGUGCUUCUACAUAAUAUCAUAGUAGCUUGUCACUCAAUUGUCUUUAAAUCCUGGGAAUACUGACAUGAUGGACAUUGUUAUGGAAAUAAGCACUAGGGUGUGGAAAACCUGUUGCAGGAAGCAGAAAUAGUUUCCACCAAUGGGAUAUAAGAUGAUCCCGCUUGUCAGACAGGUUACUGGGGCAAGACAUGUGACACCUAUUCAAAGAAGGAUUAUUGGCAACACCCUUCACAAACUAGAGGCACUGGAAUUUUGUCAAGUAAACAGUGGAAGAUAAGUCAGGACUUGCCAUGUUUUACGUAGAUACUGCCUUUUUUCUGUCUUCGUGCAUCCACAUUGCCAUUUUAAGAAGCAGGGUUUCUCUAGAACAAUUAAAGUUACAAGAACAGAACUUUGGCACUGAAGAGGAUUGAUUUUACAGAUGAAAGUAAAACAGGUGACUGCACACCAGGAGUCUUGGUCUAAAUGGGUCCAGUCAUGCCUCCCAGCAAGAAGCCGGAAGGUCCAGGAAUCAGUGUUUCCAAUGGACUGAGCCAGUGUUACCCAGGAAGCUCUUUAUCCAAGGACCUCCAGGAAGCUGAGGAGCUGGACUUAACACUGCCCACCAUCAAAUUGGAAAAAGGGGCCAUGGAAGAUGAAGAGUUGACAAACUUGAACUGGCUUCACGAGAGCAAGAACUUGCUCAACAGUUUUGGGGACACUGUGUUGCGGAGUGUGAGCCCAGUUCAGGAGAUUGAUGACGAUACCCCUCCUUCCCCCGCACAUUCAGACCUGCCCUAUGAUGCCAAGCAGAAUCCAAACUGCAAGCCUCCAUAUUCCUUCAGCUGCCUCAUAUUCAUGGCCAUUGAAGAUUCUCCCUCCAAGAGACUGCCAGUAAAGGAUAUUUACAAUUGGAUCCUUGAACAUUUCCCUUACUUUGCUAACGCCCCCACCGGGUGGAAAAACUCUGUCAGACAUAACCUGUCGUUGAAUAAGUGUUUUAAGAAGGUGGACAAAGACAGAAGUCAGAUGGCAGAAGUCAAAGUGCUUAAACACAAGACCCUGGACAGGAAAAGUAUUGGGAAAGGUUCAUUAUGGUGCAUAGAUCCAGAGUACAGACAAAAUCUAAUUCAGGCAUUGAAAAAGACACCUUAUCAUCCAUACUCCCAGGUGUUUAAUACACCUCCCACAUCUCCUCAGGCAUAUCAAAGCAUGUCAAGUCCACCUAUUUGGCCAGGGAGUCCAUUCUUCAGAAAAAAUGGAGUUCUUUUACAAGAUCCUGACAUUGAUGCUGCCACUGCCAUGAUGCUUUUGAAUACUCCAGACCUACCAGCUACUUUCCCUCAGGGAGUAAUCCAGAAUGGAGCUCGUAUUCUGAGCCGAGGGAUGUUUGCGGACAUCAGACCACUGCCAAUCAAUCCUAUAGGAAGCAGGGCAGCUGCAGUAAGGAAUGUACUUGCUAACUGCCGGAUGCGAAGCGACAGUGAGCCGUCCUGUGGUACCCCUGUUGUAAGCAGUGACCCUAAAGAGGAUCACAACUACAGCAGCGCCAAUUCUUCCAAUCACAGAAGCACCUCUCCCACCAGCAACUCAACCUCAUCUACAGACGACCAUUACGAUUUCGCUGCGAAGGGCAGCCGUGAUGGCAGUGAAGUUAGUGAGGGUAGUUUCCAAAGCAAUGAAAGCCACAGCGAAACUGAGGAAGAGGACAAAAAAAUGAUUAAAAAGGAGACCAAGGAUUCUCUUGCUGACAGCGGUUGUUUGGCACCGCACAAGAAAAGGCAACAUUUGACAAAAGCUAAACAAAAGGUUUCCAGUGAUACUCUGCCUUUAAAAAAGAGGCGCACGGAGAAACCACCCGAGAGCGAUGACGAGGAGAUGAAAGAAGCAGCCGGCUCCCUCCUUCACCUGGCAGGGAUUCGCGCCUGUUUAAAUAAUAUCACCAAUAGGACGGCAAAGGGGCAAAAAGAGCAAAAAGAUUCUAUGAAAAAUUAGGACUGAGACAUCAGUUUUAAUGGAAUUUACUAUUUUUUUUUCAGGACAUCAGGUGAAUUCUAAUGAUUUGUGGCAAUAUCAAACAAUCACUUUGUUUUCCUAUAUUUUUAGAUCCUUUUUGUUUUGUUUUGUUUGUUUGUUUGUUUGUUUGUUUCGUUUAAAGGAGCUUAAAGCCAUAGCAAAACUUUUACUGAUGCUCAGCUAAUUUAGAAACAGACUUUUGUCGACCUGAAAAUGAGAAAAUGAAUUGGCCAUAUUAGUGGGACACAAAUGAUUCUAUGAGGGACACAAAACAAAAUUGAAAUUUACGAUCUUGAUUAAAGUAAAAAACAAAAGUGAUUAGCAAUCCCUCUAAUUCAGCAAAGUAAAGUUUUUGCUGUUAUCUGGACGUUUAGCUGUAUCAGUGUGUACGUGUUGGAAGGAGACAGUGAUACAUGAUUUGUCGUGUUGUGGAUAUUUCUAUUAUGAAAUGCAUGCAAAAAUAAGCAGCACUAUGCCCAGUGUCUUUAUCUGUGGCAUAUGGACAAGAAACAGUAGUUCCAAAUUAUUUUUUUUUAAGUUCUUGGUUAGCCAACAAUGACAACUGCACUUAAUUUACUACUGUGUUGUCACUGUGGCUGUUCUUAUAAAGACUGCUUUUAUGGCCAACAAAACUGUGUCACAUCAGAAAGAUAUCGAAAUGGAAAGAAAGAAUUGGAUACAGAUGACUGGAAUUGUUUUCAUCCACAGAAUUCAGUCUUCUAUAAAUAUAUAGAACAUCACUUAAAAGCCAUAAGCUUGAGGUUUCAGAGCAGUGUGCAAAAAUAUAAAAUGUCUUCUAAACUGCCUAUGUAAAGAAAAAGAAAAAAAAACAAUUAAGGACAAAGUUGUAAUCUAGUGAUUUAUAAGAGAAUAGUGAUACAUUAAUGGGGAUCAGUAAGAGUAAUAUGGGAUGAUAGAAGCUACAAGCCCUGCCGUUAGUAUUAUACCGGCAAAAAUAUUUCAACUGACUGGAUUUUUUUUUCUAUUUUUUUUUUUUUUACUGCCCACUCAAUGGUCUAAGCAAUUUCAUCCAGUCAGGAUAAUACUGUAUAAAGGUUACAAUAUUUUUAUUUCUGAAUUUAGCCAAUGUAGCCAGCAGGAUUUUGCAAACCGUGUUGCAUGGGUUCUAUAAAUGAAAAGAAACCUUUUUUUAUUCAAAGUUCAUGUAAGGUAAAUAAUGUAUUUAGCAUGGAGCAUGAAUUAUUUUCAUAUAAAUAUAGAAGAUAGAGAAAAAGGUGAUGCCUCUAAUUUUUAAGCUAGUUUUUGUUUUAUUUUAUUUUUUUUGAAGCAGGAUUUUAGUUAAACCUUCAGGGACAUACACUGACUGUUGGGAACUUACUCUGCAAUAUGAAGACUUCACAUUUUGGGUAGGGCUAGGAUGGUUGAAUAUACUGCCUUGUCUGCACAUUCACCCUACUUCUGCUUUUAAAGUGAACAUGUCUAGGGUUUAUGAUCUUUAUAUGUUUUUGCUCGCAUAUUUAAGGAGAAGUUAGUAGUGAGUGUAAAUCCCUAGUAACACGUGUGUCUGUGUUUUAUUUCCCAGCAUUUGAAAGUCCACAAAUGUUUCAGAAAAUCACUUUGACCACUGCCACGUAGAAUCUGUGUUUUACACGAUGUUCUGUUGUUUCCACUGUUGUUCUUUUAUUGCUUCAUUCAUCAUGAAAUAUCAUUCUAGCGCUGUUCCCAGGUUAACAGUUAACGUCAGUAUUACUUCCUGUUGACCAGUCACAAAAACUCUUCCUGAAUACACACAUUGGUUAAUACCACCAGUUAUUGGACUGCAUUACACUAACAAUCCAGUACUUUGACAAUUUCAGUGCCAAAACCUGUUGGUUUGAUCAAUCACAUUCAUAUCCCAGCUGUACUUUUUAUUGUUAAAUAUCCAUAUAUUAAGUGAUACAACCCUAGCAGCCCCACAUUAUGAUGUCUCUAUAGGUUAUAAAACAGUCCAAAAUAGUCAUGUAAAUGUAAUCCUUUUCUAUUUCAGUAAUCAUGGCAGUAAUAAUUACACUCCAACUAGAUUUGAUCUAUUAAAUGAUUACACUUUGGACAAUUGCAACGAACUGGAGAAUGUAGUCCUUAGUUCUGUACUAAAUAGCUAGUAUGGCACUAUCUGCAGAUCAUCUCCAGCUUUAUACUAUCUUAGCACCAAUUGCAAUGAAAAAAUAUAGGGAACAAAGUUUGGGAUCAGCUGAUCCUCAACUUUUAGUACAGACCACAAGGAUAAACUGUUCAUUUCUUCUUAGUGUAUGGAAAUUGGCAGUGAGUGAGGGGAGGUCUGGGGAAUAAGGGGAGUACUGCAUUCUUGUACUGCAUAUUCCAAUUAUAAUUCUAAAGCUCUAUUGUAUUCGGUGUUUUCUUACAUUUUUAUUCAUUCUGUAUUUGUGUAUAAUUAUAAUACACCUGUGAAAAGAAAUAGGCACAGUUUAAAGAAUGUUUGAAAACUAAGACAGGUUUAAAAGAUGAAAGCAGGCAGGUGUUUUGCAAAAAUAAUUUUAUUAUGCAUAACCUUUUAAUCAAGUAACAUGUUUUUAAAAUACCAGCAGUUCAAGUGGACACAAUUAUUUUUUUUACACAAUCUUUAAAGGGCAGGCAAUUGAACAUAUUAAAAUGUACCUGCAGACAGUGUCUGGAAGCGCUCGAUUUUGUUGCAAUUGAAACUGUCCUGCUGUCUAUCGUUAGUACUGUCCAUCCAAACUAACCACAAGAUCAUCUGCAGGUAGUACGCUACUUUUAGUUUGUUGCAAUUAACCACUUGUGUCUGGCAUGAGUCAACAAAUGACAGAUUUCCCAGCAUAGGUACGGUAAUUUAAAAUUGGUCAUUUCAUGGGUUACCUCUUUCUUAGUGUUCGUAUAGUGUUGUGCACUGUGUUCACUGAGAACUGUUCUUAACUGGGAAAUCUUUUCAAAUUCAAGGAGUGUAUACAUGUAAAAUAAAAUCAACUGUUUAGUCACUGUUGAAUAAAUAAGGCUAUCUGUGUGAUUAAUGAAAAUAAUGAUUGUGCAAACAAAUCUGUGGCAACACAGUAUCAAAUGACUUAGCUGCCCGUAAGAAUCUGGUCAAAAAUGACUGCCUUUGUGUUAAGAAAUCAGAUGAUGUUACUCACACUCACUACAAAACUUGCCCUUUAGCUUCAUGUUGUAGUAAUGAUUUGAAAUGGGAAAGAAAUACAAUGUUUAUACUAGCCAAGCAAAUAAUAGUGAUAAAAUGCACAUUUUUUUUUUUUUUUUGUAAACUGCCAUUUUGUUUAUUAUAUGAAAGGAGCGUUGAGAAAUAAAAAAAAGUCGUAGUUAUUUUUGUUUUGUUCUGCAGGCAUGUGCACUCAGCCAAUCUGUAUGAAAUACGGAAAUGCUAAUAUGGAGGCAUAGUUGCGUUCUAUAUUUCUUUGAUGUGUAAUCAUAUUGCCAAAGACAAACUGUUUCAUCAAUUAUUGUAAAUAUCACUUUGUCCGUUACUAUGACAAAACCUUUUUUUUUCUGAAACCUACCAUAAAGUUUCUGUGAUGUAUUGUCUUCCAGUUGCAAUAAUAAAUAAGAGUUGCAUCAGUCGAAA
Acipenser ruthenus (sterlet) is the source of this 5679-nucleotide messenger RNA. Its product is annotated as forkhead box protein N3-like. The record is from RefSeq and is a predicted model, not a curated record. Gene Ontology annotation, cellular component: nucleus. Lineage: Eukaryota; Metazoa; Chordata; Actinopteri; Acipenseriformes; Acipenseridae. The transcript has 8 exons. Gene Ontology annotation, biological process: regulation of DNA-templated transcription. The coding region runs from base 597 to 2105 and encodes 502 amino acids. Gene Ontology annotation, molecular function: cis-regulatory region sequence-specific DNA binding; DNA-binding transcription factor activity.